ACAUUACUCUCCCGCCUGUGGAAAGUGAUGUUGGGAAAUAGAAACACGAUGUACUUUUUAAAGGAAAACGCAUCCCGGGCCUUUCCUCAAGGUGUGGUUGAAGGGUGACGAUUGCGACAAAAUAUUUGCAUUCACUUCGAAGUGUACGUGACUCAGAGUACUUAUUAGAAUUACACUGAAGAAGAUGUAGAUACACAUCGCUACCUCGUGAUGAGUGCACCUUUUACGCAGCUUGGAGACCCAUGUGGGCAAAUUCUCCAAAGGCUGUGGGACUACUUGAGGAGUGAACACGAGGGGGUCCUACUCUCCCCCUACCUGCCCACCUUCUGUGCUUUCCUGACCCACGUCACGUUUUGCGCACCUUUCCUGGUGCUGGACCACCUGGCCGGAGUCAGUCAGCGACUCCGCGCGUGGAGAAUCUCAGCGGAUGAGCCUCCGCCGCAACUACGCGCAUGGUUGACGUGUCUGUGGAAGAUCGCGGUCCAAUACCUGACCGUUGUGCUCCCCGCAAGCGCGCUCCUCCAGAUAUCGAGGAGCCCCCCUCAACUACUCGAGCGGUCUCCAACCAGCUGGCAGCUUUUUGUGGACGUCUUUGCCUGUUUCCUGCUUUUUGACACGUUUUUUUUCUUUUGGCACCUCUGUAUGCACAGAUUCCUGUGGCUUUACCGCAACAUCCACCAACAGCACCACCAGCACAAGAUACCGUUCGCCUUGCAGGCUCAAGAUGCCAGCCCCUUGGAGUUGCUCUCCCUGUUGCUGCUAGCACAGAUCAGCACCUGUCUGGUGAACUGUCACCCCCUAAGUCAGAUCCUCUUCCACAUUCUCAACACCUGGUUGGCGGUGGAGGACCACUGUGGCUACAACCUGCCCUGGGCUCUGGACAGACUGCUGCCUUUUUUUGGCGGAGCCUCUCACCACCACACUCACCAUCGUCGACAUAAUGUCAACUUUGCACCCUAUUUCACCCAUUGGGACCACCUCUUUGGUACAUACAGCGGGGACUGAUACUGUAUUCAAGUUUCAUUCAUAAAUGAAUGAAUGUUAUAGCAAUAUGAAGUUAAUGUCAGAACAAAACGGGCAGUGUGAAAUCGAGUCUAACAUCUUUGCUGUUGAUUUUACAAGGAGAAAUGUGAACUCUGGAAAACUAGUCGGAAUGAUUGUAAGAACUACAGGAGGUUAUGCAAUGCUCUACCUCCUGACUUAAGAAACUCUGACUCGAUUCUAUUUUACAUUUUAAGUCAGGUCUCAAAACGUAUCUUUUUAGAUCUGCCUAAAACACCUGAUUGCAAAUGUUUUUACUCAUUUUCAUUUUAUUUUUUUAUCUUAUUUUAUUUCACACUAUCUCCCACUUUUAUUUUUUUAUUACUAUUUUGUUUAAUUUUACUCAAUGUUAGGUGACCUUUAGGCGCUGUUAAAUAAAAUUUAUUAAAGUAUGUAUCUUUUAUUGCUGUGAAUUGCUCAGUAUUGCAAGUAUCGCCCAAAAUUAAAAUUUUGAUUCCAAGUAUACUAUAUUAUAUAUUAUUGCAAAAUGUUAAUGUCAGAAUUCUGUGUACAUUUGAUUAUAUAAACUAUAAUUAUUUAAAAUAAACGGUCCCUUUUCCCGCCA
Messenger RNA from Syngnathus typhle (broad-nosed pipefish), 1606 nucleotides. Its product is annotated as cholesterol 25-hydroxylase-like. The transcript has 2 exons. Bases 211 to 1005 code for a protein of 264 amino acids. Gene Ontology annotation, molecular function: iron ion binding; steroid hydroxylase activity; C-4 methylsterol oxidase activity. Lineage: Eukaryota; Metazoa; Chordata; Actinopteri; Syngnathiformes; Syngnathidae. Gene Ontology annotation, biological process: cholesterol metabolic process; sterol biosynthetic process. The record is from RefSeq and is a predicted model, not a curated record.